AUGACCAAAACAUCAGAGACAAAGCCGUUUCAGCAUCUGCUUGAUCAGAAGGACCUUUGGGUAGACAUCAUUCUUCCAUUCGUUGGCAUGGGACAGUUUGCCUUUGUUGGUGCUAUUAACCACCAAUUUUUGGAUCUGUACAAGAAAUUCUGUGAUACCGUGGAAAAUCCACCCAAGGUGUGGAAACCGAAUCAAGAAAAUAUAUGGGUAGAGGGGGCAGCAACUGCAUCAGAUACAUUAUUCAGUGCUGCCUUCGUCAAUGUCUCCUGUGCCAAGUACUGGGAGCUUGAUAAAGACAAGGAUGCCAUGAGUCCAUGGACAUCUGUCUGUCAGGAGGCUGCAAGCAUAGGGAGCCUGCAAGUUCUUCAGUGGGCACACAACAAGAAUCUCCCGUGGAGUGAAAUGACAUGCAAAGCAGCUGCCAAACAUGGCCAUUUGGAAGUGCUAAAAUGGGCCAGAGCCAGUGGAUGUCCAUGGGAUGAAUCAACAUGUCCAGGUGCUGCAGCUAAUGGAUACUUGGAAGUGUUAAAGUGGGCUCAUGAGAAUGGUUGUCCAUGGGAUAAACGGACACGUUCAGAAGCAGCCUUUUGGGAACACUUGGAAAUUGUGAAAUGGGCCAGAGCUGGAGGUUGUCCCUGGGAUGAAUUGGUAUGCCACUACGCUGCUGGAGAAGGCCAUUGGGAUAUCCUAAAAUGGGCACAUGAACACAAUUUCCCAUGGAAAAGAAUUAUUUGCAUCACUGCAGCUGGAAAUGGUCAUUUAGAAAUUCUGCAGUAUGCCCAUCAAAAUGGCUGUCCAUGGAACGAAUUGGCUUGCUCUCAUGCAAGUUCUAAAAUAUGCCCAUGA
This is a messenger RNA of Seminavis robusta, 846 nucleotides long. The record is from the annotation of a GenBank genome assembly. Lineage: Eukaryota; Bacillariophyta; Bacillariophyceae; Naviculales; Naviculaceae.